AUUGAAAUUGAUCGUCCAUCUUGAAAAAAAUGGCCACCUUUACCCAGAAGAUAUUUUGAUCGCUUUCUCUCGACUGUGCCUCUAUCUAUACCUUCAAAGUACCACCAAACUGUGUGCAGCUACUAUCUAAGUGACCUAUUCUGAAUUCAAGUCUUAUAAUCGCCUCAGUGUGUGUGGAUUGAGAUUUGUGUCAAAGUUGGAAAGGUGCGGCUCAACACAUAAUUUUUGGGUAGCGAGCUUCUUUGUGGUACUAUCUAUACCCUACUAACUUUAGUAUGUCUACCGAGUAGAAGUCACUACACUGGUCUAGCGCCUACAGGACUAUGUCAGAGGUUGCUCCAGCCACCCUGGAAAGCGAGAUUGCCGUCGGCGAGAUUCUGACAACCCUAGCAACUGAUGUCGUGGAAACGAUUGCCGUUACUGAACCAGCAACAACUGUAGCAGUCGAGGAAAUUGUCAUUCCUAUGCCUGGUGGAGACUCAUCGGCCAAUCACACUGCUGCCGUCAUGCAAUCUAUCAUCGAGGCUCUGACAAGUGCUGCCACAGAAACGGCCGGUCUAGCUACCAAUACUGACGACGAAAACAACAGCAGAGAUUCGGCCGAUGAAAGUGCGAAUUCAGAGGAUAAUAUCGAAGCUGCUACAAUUGAAGGGGAUAACUCUGGCAGUAUUGCCGCUGCUGCCGCCGCUCUACAAGUACUGGCCAACAAAGCUAGCAGCCUAGCUCCGGGUGAAAGCUUGACUCAACUACAGCAAGUAUUGCAGCAAUCACUCACUGAACUUCCUGGCUCUGUGGCGUCUCUCGUUAAUGAAGUUGCUCAAGAGGUUGUUGUCAUGGCGAAAGCCGCUCAACACGCUACUAUGGCUGCCGAAUCAAUGAUUGAAAUCGAACCAGAAAAGGUCAAGAGGACAAAACGUGGAAAACUUAAAAUUCACAAGUGCUCUGAAUGCGGGAAAGGAUUCACGCUCAAAGUGACCCUAAUGCGACAUCUUGAUCUCCACACUAAAGAGAAGAAUUGCGAGCAUUGCGACAAAGUGUUUUUCUCACCUGUGAAGCUAGCUGCCCACAUCAAGCAUCACCACAUACCGUGGUGUGAGAAGGAGAGGAGCUCUGUGUGCCCCGUGUGUAGCAAGGGCUUCUAUAACAACUCAAAGCUCAAGGUUCAUAUGAGAGUCCACACUGGAGAGAGGCCAUACGCGUGCUCCUUCUGUGAGAAGUCCUUCCAAUGCAGCUCACACUGUAAACGCCACGAGCGUCUGCACACAGGUGAGCACCCCUAUGUGUGUGAGACAUGUGGGAAAGGGUUUGGCUCUCCCUCCAAUCUCAAGGACCAUCUCUACACUCACACCAAGGAGACGCCCUACAAGUGUGAUCGCUGUGGUCGAGGGUUUGCUCAAUGGGGGGCGCUGCAACGCCACAUCUCUGCCAUCCACGACAAGAAGAAAGAAUGCACAUGUCACGAAUGUGGGAAAUCAUUUGCUCGAAAGGACUACCUCCGUUUUCACAUUCAGAAGUGUCACUGGCACAAGUGUGGAUUGUGCAAAAAUGCGUUCGAACACGAAUCUGAUUUUCAAGAACAUAUGAAGUGUUGUGAUUUCGUACCUGAAGUUAAAACUCCUUCUUCCAAGAAACGCCGCCUUUCUCCACAAAGUCUACCUACCAAACGAAGCCCGAGCAAAUCACCACGGAAACGACCUGCCACUGAACCCCGAAAGAGACCAAUGUCUGCUAUCACUACUCCACGAAAAAGAAGACAAAUUCUUGACCCAAGUACAGACUUGCUAUCUGUCUAUGAUCAGUUUGACGAUGACCCUCUGGCUGACCCAGAUUAUGAUGGCUUUGAAGAUGCUGAACUAGAAGGUGAAGAGAUUUUGGAAGAAGACGGUGUUCAUAUCGAUUCUGAGGAGAUUCUUGAACAAGAAGAAAUAUCGCAGCUUGAAGAUAUCGCUACUGGAGAGAUCAAGAUAUUAACACAAUCGGUGGUGGAGGAUGAAACUAUUACUGCCACUACUGCUGGUGUGACUGACAAGGAGCCGAUACAAGAAGAAGUCGACCAAUCAGAUGACGGCACUGCCGAAGAUGAUGUGGAGGCUACAAAUAACAAGACAGAGGAUGCCAUGGAGGAAGGCAACAACGAAGAGAAGACAGAGCCGGUAGCUGAGGCAGCACUGGACUCACUGGUGAACGCUCUCAUGUCAGCUGCUGAAUUGCAAACACCAGCAGCACAGCCAAACAAAGAAGAGUGACUAACCAUCUCUGUACACAUGACACUGACUGUACCUUCGUAGAACUAUUAUAGCAUUGAUAUGAUUUGUGUUGCAUGUUAGAUUAAAAAUUGUAGACUUAAAUGUUAAUUCUCUCAUCCUUGACUUUGAUAUUACACAUGGUUCAUAAUUAUUGUCAGGAGUA
Molecule: messenger RNA, 2409 nt
Organism: Halichondria panicea
Lineage: Eukaryota; Metazoa; Porifera; Demospongiae; Suberitida; Halichondriidae
Product: zinc finger protein 773-like
Exons: 3
Coding region: 324-2246 (640 amino acids)
Biological process (GO): regulation of transcription by RNA polymerase II
Cellular component (GO): nucleus
Molecular function (GO): DNA-binding transcription factor activity, RNA polymerase II-specific
Source: RefSeq, a predicted model, not a curated record